AUCGUGGCAUGCGGUAUGGCGAUGAAGCAGUACGUAAAGGGUAAUAUCACCAAUACAGCAGCAACAUCAGUGAAAUAUUUCACAAAAAUGUUGGCGCAAACCUGUGAAACAGUGAUUUUCAUGUUCCUCGGCCUCUCAACAAUAUCCAGCAAGCAUCACUGGGAUCUGCCAUUCAUCGCUCUGACCCUCGUCUUUUGCCUCGUCUAUCGCACUAUCGGCGUGAUUGUCCAGUGCGCCAUACUGAACCGCUUCCGAAAGCAGAGUUUCUCCCGCGUUGAUCAAUUUGUUUUGUGUUAUGGCGGUUUGCGCGGCGCUAUCGCGUUCGGUCUGGUCGUCUCCAUGCCUAAUCAUAUCCAUGCGAAGAGUAUGUUCACCACUGCCUGCAUCGCUGUCAUCUACUUCACCGUAUUUCUUCAGGUAAGGACGCUUUUUGCUCUUCGACAAGACAUUAUUCAGGAGGUCUACUCGUCCCUAGGGGAUAUCCGGAUUACGGUUCGCCCUAUUCCACACGGCAGCUGA
This is a messenger RNA of Gongylonema pulchrum, 519 nucleotides long. NCBI's taxonomy places the organism in Eukaryota, Metazoa, Nematoda, Chromadorea, Rhabditida, Gongylonematidae. The record is from the annotation of a GenBank genome assembly.